UGGGAGAUACUAUGGGCAGCAUGAGCUCAGUGAUGGAAAAUCUCAAAGGUGUAGAUGGGUUGUAGGAGUUAUCUAGACAUAAAGCCUUGUUGUAGCUCCUGGGCAGGAGGCUUAGAGAGUGUAGUAUUCAGGGAGUAGAGCUAUCUAGGUGUGGGGAGCUACAGGAAAGUCUCAGCAAGGACAGAACUAAGAACCCUACAGCAAGAAUUAACCAAACCUUGUUUUACUCCUGCUGUCUGAUUGGAACUGUAAUUGAUCAUGCUGAAAUAGCCUGAGAGAGACUGUUUCCAAAACUUUGGCAGGGACAGGUAGCAGAAGUGCUGGAAAGCUGAUCAAAGCCUGCUCUUACAAACUUCCAGCCCAAUUUUGCACAUAGAAGUCUUGGCUAACUCAGAUAACUUGGAUCACCUGUGUGUAAUGUUCCUGGGGACCAUCACAGCUAGGUGCCACCUAAAGAAGUAAAUUGGCUUCUGAAUUUACCUCACUUCUGCUUCUACCACUAAUGGGGUUUCAACCCUCAAGCAAAGGAAAAAGCUUGUGAUUCCCCUCCUGAAAGCUAAUGUGAAGAGGUUGGCUACAGCUUCUGAAGUUGGAUGGGCAAGGAUCCAUUGGCAAUGGUUCAUAUCGGCACUAAUGACAUUGCAUCACAGGAUUUCUCACAGAUAAUGGAUGACUUCAGGAAACUCAGAUGUGUGCUGAAGAAGAAUGUCUAAACAGUCUUUGAAAUCAGAAGGCAGAAGAUUCUAGAUCAGCUGUACUUCUGAGACUUAUGCCCUCAAGAUGAAGUUCUUACUGGCAGUUCUCUUUUUUGUUUUGUUGUCAUUAUGGGUUGAAGAAGCGUAUUCCAAAGAGAAAUCUUCAAAGAAAGGAAAGGGGAAAAAGAAGCAAUAUCUCUGCCCAUCCCAGCAAUCAGCUGAAGAUCUUGCAAGAGUACCUGUUAAUUCUACCAGCAAUAUCUUGAAUAGGCUGUUGCUCACUUAUGAUCCCAGGAUAAGACCAAAUUUCAAAGGAAUUCCAGUCGAUGUAACAGUCAACCUUUUCAUUAACAGCUUUGGAUCAAUCCAAGAGACAACGAUGGAUUACAGAGUUAACAUCUUCCUAAGACAAAAGUGGAAUGACCCCAGACUUAAAUUGCCCAAUGACUGGAGGGGUUCAGAUACACUGACAGUGGAUCCUACAAUGUUUAAAUGUCUGUGGAAACCAGACUUGUUCUUUGCAAAUGAAAAGAACGCCAACUUCCAUGAUGUCACUCAAGAAAAUAUUCUUCUAUUUAUAUUUCGGGAUGGAGAUGUUCUAGUCAGUAUGAGAUUAUCCGUUACUCUGUCAUGCCCUUUGGACUUGACCUUGUUUCCUAUGGAUACACAGCGUUGCAAGAUGCAGUUGGAGAGCUUUGGUUACACAACUGAUGAUUUACGAUUUAUCUGGCAAUCUGGAGAUCCUGUUCAGUUAGAAAAAAUUGCUUUGCCCCAGUUUGACAUUAAAGAAGAGGAUAUUGAAUAUGGUAACUGUACCAAAUACUAUAAAGGCACGGGUUAUUACACUUGUGUAGAAGUAAUCUUCACUUUAAGAAGACAAGUUGGAUUUUACAUGAUGGGUGUUUAUGCUCCUACACUGCUUAUUGUUGUUCUGUCGUGGCUGUCAUUUUGGAUCAAUCCUGAUGCAAGUGCUGCAAGAGUGCCACUGGGUAUCUUCUCGGUGCUCAGCUUGGCAUCUGAAUGUAUGACUCUUGCUGCUGAACUUCCCAAAGUGUCUUAUGUGAAGGCCUUAGAUGUCUGGCUGAUUGUUUGUCUUCUUUUUGGGUUUGCUUCGCUGGUUGAGUAUGCAGUGGUUCAGGUAAUGCUGAACAAUCCAAAGAGAAUUGAAGCUGAAAAAGCAAAAAUUGCCAAGGCAGAUCAAGCAGAAGGGAAAGGUGGCAAUGUAGCCAAAAAGAACACGGUAAAUGGUACAGGGACCCCUGUGCACAUCAGCACUUUACAGGUUGGCGAGACCAGAUGCAAAAAAGUUUGCACCUCGAAAUCUGAUCUGAGAUCCAAUGAUUUCAGCAUCGUUGGAAGCUUGCCAAGAGAUUUUGAAUUAUCAAACUAUGACUGUUACGGAAAGCCCAUUGAAGUCAACAGUGGGCUCGGGAAAUCUCAAGCAAAGAACAACAAGAAGCCACCUCCUCCCAAGCCUGUCAUUCCAUCAGCAGCAAAGCGAAUUGAUCUUUAUGCAAGAGCAUUGUUUCCUUUCUGCUUCUUGUUCUUCAAUGUCAUAUACUGGUCCAUAUAUUUAUGAUAAAUCUUUUAUUUUUUCAUUUGUGUAAAAUAUAUCUCAUUUCAUUAUUCCCUUCCCCAAUCAUGAAGGCCAGUUUGUGAAAUUAUUUUGCAUUUGCAAAGCAAUAUAUUGCAUUUGAGAUGCCAUGCGAUUGUAAUGAAAAUAUGGCAUCUUAAUUUUGAAUGAAAGCAUGACACUGCAAUGUCUGUGCUGAAACCAACUGUUGUAUAUAAAUGUACAACAUACAUCCUGCUUUAGGAAUAUAUGAAGGAUGAUGCAUACCACAUUAUUAAAGCAAAAUAAUUCUCUUCAGUUAUUAACAUACAGAUUUAAAGUGUUUCUGAUAAUGAAACUGAUGUGCAUGUUGAGUAUUAAGAUCAAUAUUCUAGUACAUGUAGUAUUUAACAACUCUUCUUAUGACUUUCAGAUAAAAAAAAUCUGUUCUUGUAUAAUUUUAAAUGGCACUGUUAAAGAAAAAGCGAAGUUGUAAUUAAUAUUCUUUAGACUUUGUAAGUAAGUGGAGAAAGUAUUGACUAAGCUGAUCUUGUCUAUGUGAAAAAAUAAAGAUCAGAGAAUAACUAAUUUUGUAAAAUUAGCUCAUUUAGAAAUAUUACUUUGCAUCCUUCAAGCAAACCCACUGCAAAAGUGAGUGAAAAUGUGUUGGCAAUAAAUAUUGGACCAAAUUUUUGGUUGCCAUCUCCACAAGGCACACGUUAGAAAACCUGCAGGCAGAGGAGAAAUUGGGGCUAGAGGCUGUAUUUGCUAUUUCUAGAACAUGCCCCCCCAAAAUCUAUCAACAGGCUGCUCUUCAGGCUUCCAAGCAACAGGAAUUGUGGAGCAGCAUCACAAGGUAGGGUCUAAAAUCUGUACCUGACUUAUGUGUGGCAAACCCUUCCAAGCUUGCAGUGUAGGAGUCAUAGUCUGGUCUGGUUUGCAUGGGUUUGCAGUUUCUGAAGUUCAAAAGGCUUAAAUAUAAGUGAACCCAUUCUUCCCAUGGUCAAAUUUCAUCAUGACCCAUAUUCAAGGUUUGCAUUUUCACAAGUUAGAACAGAUCACCAAAAGUGAGGCCUAGCAACUAUAAUGAAAGGGACAGGUUUCUGAUUCUGAACAACUCAGAGGCUGAGGCCCAUACAAAAAGUCAUCUUGUGCAGAGGCCAGAGAGCAGGGGUUCAGUGUCUGUCCAUCCAACCCAUUUAUACUGCUGCUGCUUGUUGAAAAUGAAAUCCUAAAUGUAAUAAGGGUGUGACACAGGAGUCCUGAUGAGAAGCUGCUCUUUUAUUUUGUA
Messenger RNA from Mauremys reevesii (Reeves's turtle), 3538 nucleotides. RefSeq names its product glycine receptor beta (gene GLRB). Lineage: Eukaryota; Metazoa; Chordata; Testudines; Geoemydidae. Gene Ontology annotation, biological process: chloride transmembrane transport; nervous system process; chemical synaptic transmission. Gene Ontology annotation, cellular component: postsynaptic membrane; synapse; neuron projection. The transcript is spliced from 13 exons. Gene Ontology annotation, molecular function: neurotransmitter receptor activity; transmembrane signaling receptor activity; extracellularly glycine-gated chloride channel activity. The coding region runs from base 781 to 2274 and encodes 497 amino acids. The record is from RefSeq and is a predicted model, not a curated record.